Aquila chrysaetos chrysaetos is the source of this 8686-nucleotide messenger RNA. It is a transcript of the gene EXPH5, whose product is annotated as exophilin 5. Gene Ontology annotation, molecular function: small GTPase binding. Gene Ontology annotation, biological process: multivesicular body sorting pathway; intracellular protein transport; positive regulation of exocytosis. Gene Ontology annotation, cellular component: endosome. The coding region runs from base 179 to 6202 and encodes 2007 amino acids. The transcript has 7 exons. Lineage: Eukaryota; Metazoa; Chordata; Aves; Accipitriformes; Accipitridae. The record is from RefSeq and is a predicted model, not a curated record.
CUGCCGUCCGGGGCGGCGGCUCCGGCUCCGGCUCCCGCCGUCCGGAGGGAAGCGCGUCCCGCGGGUGCCGGCGUGCGCGGUCCUCCCGGGGCUCGGCCAUGCUGCUGUCGCUGCAGGCUCCGAGGGGGUCAGCGCUGCCCGCUUGCCUCCGCCCGCCCGCCCGGAGAUAAGCCAAGCCAUGACCGCAGCGCCCCGGGGGCCAGAUCUCAGUUUUUUAAAGGAGGAGGAAGCCAGGGCCAUUUUUCAGGUGCUGCAGAGGGACUCGGAGCUCCGGCGGGCUGAGAAGGACAGAGUCAGCAAACUUCUGAAGAGAAAGAACGCUGAAACAGGGCUACAAGGAGUGACUGGAGAAUGGUUUGAAGAAAUACAAAGAAAAAAAUUUCAGAAUUAUAUUGAUGUCAAUAGAAUGCUGAAACCACCAUUAGAGCACCAGCUAAGGAACAGGAAAAACACUGCUAGUCAUUAUAAACCAGCAUGUCACAUAGUCUGUCCAAAAAUGUCAAUAAAACUGGAUUUUCUUGGCAUAAAAGAUAAUAAAGAAUUAAAAAUGUCAUCCCGCACAAAUCCUCAAGCACAAAAGAACACUUCAGCUUCCUUUCUGGGGUUCAGAUCACCGUUUGCUUGGCUUUUCUCCUUUAGAAAAUCAAGGAAAAACCAGACUCAGAAACAACCACGAUAUGACAAUUCUGCUAGCUCAUCUUCGAAAGUGGAAGAAAUGGCAACGGCUGAAAUGUGUCAUUCCCCAAUGUCAACUGAAACAAGUGGUCAUUCUUUUGAUGCAAACCAAAAUGAAAUGAUGGAGAAAAGUACACAGGAAUGGAAUGAACAGCUAGAGAAGGAGGUUUUCAGUGUUCUAAAUGAUCUGGACGACCAGCUGGCCCAGGAACAAGCCCAAGACCCAUUGGACAGGACAGUUUCUACUAGCAAUGGAUCAAAUGUCCAAUACAGUAGUGCAUUCCCUACUUCAAAGAGGCAGACUGUUAGUAGAGGGCAACACAGAAAUGACUGGAGUGACAUGCCUAGCACAUUUUUCCCAGAUGGACUGAGAACAAUAAGAGCCAAAGAUGAACACAAGAUUUUCAUCAGACCAAGGAAAUUACACAGUGCAUAUAUAAACUGGCACCAGACAGCCUUUCAAGAAGAUUACAAAUAUGGUGAUCUAGUCGAUGGAAAUUCUUGUCUGUUAAGCAGCAGGAUGUCUUCCGUUUCUUUUGGACAGUCUUCAGAAGGUAGCUUAUACCCUCCUUCCAUAACACAGAACAGUGGAUUUAGGCACAAGAGUUGUAUGAACAGGGAUACUGCUGGCAGAAGUUACUCCGUAUGUUCCCUUCAGAGAUGUCCAUCAUUAGUAUCUUCUGACCAGCUAUCAGCAUCUAGUUUACAAUAUCCGUUCACAAGGGAGAGCAACAAUGGUUUUUUACCAAGGUUUGGUCGACAGAACCCAAAGAGAAUUCCUCUGUCUUCUAUUGUAUGGAACAACACAACAGACUCUCCUGGACAAACAUCAACUCAAGAAAAAAUGUUUAGAACCCAAUCACUGACGGAGUUUCAUGCUAUGGACCAUGGUAGAUAUCCUAGUUCUUUGCAAGAAACCAAGAAAUACUCAUGUUACCACUCAAAACACCACUACAGAAGAUCUAUUUCAAGCAGUAAUUGCUUUAGUAGGGUUAGUUGCCCUGACAAAGCUACUUCUCCAUUGUCCCUUGAUAACUGGGAAAAUUAUCCUUUAUACAAAUCAGAAAAUAAUCUCUCUAGAUCCUACUAUAGAGACAUUUCUUCUCCUGGUAAGUUGUAUGCAAACCAAAAAAAUUCUUAUGGAAGAAAAGACAGCUAUCCUUCUUGGGCUGAUAUUCCUCAGUACUACAGUGAUGAAGCAUUUAUUUCCCCUGAUGCCAGCUUUGAAGUGAUUAUGGCUAAUCUAAAUGACCAGCAGUGGGCACAUACAAAGAAUGCCAAGUUUGGUUCACAGCACCUGCAGAAUGAUUUUCAUGUGUAUUCUCCAGAAAAUACGAAUAUCAAAAGGAUAACAAGAAGCGCAAAUAGAACUUUUUCAGAAGUCACUGAGGGCUGUCAGCCUUGGCUAAGUUGUAACUCUUCAGUUUCUUCGUCUAGUAUCAGAACUGAUGAGUCAGUCUUUCCUAAUUCAAAGGACCAAACAAAACCUAUAGGACUGAACAGGAAUUCAGUCAUCGUUACCCAAAGAAAUACUAAGGCAGACUUUACACAACUAGAAAAGGUUGCAGGUAUGAAACUGCCAGGUGAAGACAUGCCGUUACAGUCAGUUUCUCAACAAGCAGAUAAAAACUACAUCAACACCCAGAGUUUUACCUCUAAUAGCCCUGCUUCUGCCAUGUUGCAAAGUGAUGCAUCUCUCUUUAACACAAUGAGAUCAAAGAGACAAACCCAAAUCACUGCCAGAGGAGAUACUGCAAAAAUGUAUACAUCAAAUGGUGAUAAAAGAAAUGUACAAAUGAAGGAAAACAAUUGCCCACCCAACAGUGUGUUUAGUCAGCCUCCCUGUAUUUUGCCAGCUGAUGAGAGCAGGAAGGAACCUUUCCUUCCAAGUGAGAAGGAACAGGAACAUAAUCUGCAUUACGCAGCAAAAAGAGAGAGCAUCAAACAGGAUAAUCAGAGUGCAGAAGCCAUUAACCAAGCUACUCCAAAGAGGCAGUCCUCACUGCUGAAUGUUGCUUCUGCUCCAUCCACUGAAAAAUUAACAAACUGCCAAGGCAUGUUGUCCUGUCCUCCUGAAUGUUCAUCUAGCUCCUCACAAAGUUCUCCACAAGCACUUUCUUAUAAACACAUUUCUAAAUGUUUAGGAACGCUAACUAGUUCUUCAGUAAAUUGCACAGUUACUGAAUCUCAAGGAGAAGGUGGAAAAACAGCUCAAGUGAGCAGAAUAGGUGUUAACAAAAAGAUUUCACAGAAAACACUGCAAAAUACAAGCACUUUAGUUACUAAGGAUUCUAAUGGACAGUUCACUACUAGUUCUCCACAAAAUGGAAAUUCUGGAAAUAUUUAUACGCAUAGCUUUGAUGGAGACCCCAAGACCUCUGAACAUAGUUUAAGUUAUUUUUGCCUUGAAAAAGAAAGCGGAAAAAUAAGGAGUAAUUCACCUUGUAUUGAAAGGCUUCACAAGCAAGACAACUUGCUGAGACAUACCAGUAGCUGCAGCAUUACUGGCUCCCCUAGCAGAAACAGCCUUAAAUCUCCUGACCCGCUUGUUAUUUAUUACACUUUGCCUAGAAAAUCAGCUAGCAUUGCUGGUAGUAUUAUGUCAGAUACGCCCAUCUCUUUACCUAGAGAAAGUCGAACAACAUAUGAUUGUUUAAGGUCUGAAACUCCAUGUAGAGCUGAUGCCUUUUGUUCUAAGAAAAGAGAUAUGUCUUGUUUAGACUCAAAACAUUCCUUUUUAACAUCAGCAUCAUUAAAUGCUGCUACAAGUAACAAAGAAAAAGAUUACCCCAGUCCUUUAACCAAAAGUCCUAAUGAUUCAGUAAAUAGUAGUACAUCAGUUGAACUGACAGACAGAUGUAAACAUCUAAGCAGAAGAGAAUCCUCUGUGUUUUCAGAUUGUAAGGAGAGGGGAAAUUUUUUGCAGAAAUAUAAAACUACAAGCACAUUUACAGUUUGUGUUGAUGAAGAUCAUGUCAAGUAUCAUGAACUAGUUUCAAUUUAUUACACAUUACCACGAAGGCAUUCAAGAACAUUUUGUAACCUCUUUAGAGAUAAUUCAGAGGAUGCAGAUUUACCUUGUCCCAAAGAAAAUGCUCAGUCACCAAAAAUACAAAACAAGAAAAAUGAAGGUCAUGUGAGUUUAGCAAAUGUUUUUUUCCCCAGUACUUUGGAAAAAGAGGUGCCUUCAUAUUCAUCUGACCAAAUAUCUUCAGCUCUGGUCACACCUCAGAACUUAGGAACUGCUGUUGAUAGUGAAGAAGAGAAUUCCCACUUAUGUCCUAGCUCUGAGAAGAUAUGUACUUCAAAGUCAGUGAGUAUGGUACCUAGUGGGAAAGAUGGUUCAGCAGAUCUUUCAUUAGCAGAAAAUGUGCUUUCAGACAUGGUGACAAAAGAAAUUUCUUUUGGUGGUCCACAAUCCACUGCAAUAGUGGCUAAGUCAGGUAAGGCCAUGUCUGAUGCUUCAAGCAGCCAAAAUACAGAAAUACGUCUAAAAGAAAAGAAGGACAUUUUACAAACAGCCACACCGCUGAUGUCCACUUUAUCAACCCUUCCCAAGCCAGGCAGACGUUUAGAGAAUCCUUUGUAUUCUACUUCAACAAAUAAAAAUAUUAUACAGAAGGGAAACUCUGAAAACUGCCAUCAGCCCCUUAAAGUGACCACCAAUAAAAAUCUGAACAGUUUACUCCUCCACCCAGAAGAGAAGAGUUCCCUUGGAAGGAACAGUAACACAGAACAUGCUGAUGUGCCACUUCCUCCUGCGGAAGACACGUACAGGGAUAGUACCGAAGUCAAACAGAGAGUAAAUUUCCUACACCAAACCACCCCUCUGUAUAAUAAUAAAUGUAGUGGACUGCAAUUAAGGGCUGACAGUUCAAGAAAAAAUGCAAAUUAUUUAAACUCUUGUAGCAAAGUGCUUUCAGAGUCUCAGAACAAAGCAUCUGAGGUAAGCACAGCUUCCAGUGCUGAUCCAUUACUUCAGCUAGAUGAAGUGGUUAGCACAGAUACAGAUGAAUUAAAGAAAUCAAAAAUUAAAAAAGAGCAAAACUCACAGAGUACUCGGAUGGGUAAAGAUUAUAGUGGUUUGCAGGAAUCAGAGAGGUACAGUGAAGGCAGCCUGAACAUUAACUGUAAAGAUAAAGUCCUCAGGGUUACACAAGAUCAGAAGAGAACAGAGAGUGCAGAAGAUGAGAACAAGCUUCUCUCUGACUGCACAAGAGACAAAGUCAAAGAUAUAGAAAAAAGGAAAAACAGACCUUCAAUUAAAAAUAAACUUGCAGCUGUUUACAAAACAAGUCGAAAAUUUUCAAGUAAAAAUUUACCCCCCAAACCACAUAUAAGUAACAUUUUUUCACAGAACAAUGGAAGUACCACUUCUUUGGAGGUCAGCAUGUCCCUUGACUCAUUGAUUUCAACAGAUUCCCAUCAGCCAUUCCUGCAGUUGGACAAUGAAAAUCAGAAUCACAGUCCGGACCCUGACAAGAACACGCCAAGACCAAGAACAGCUGAGAAUAAGAAGACUGAAAAUCAGAAUGAUCCUUCUUUCCUUGUUAAUAACAAUUGGAAGUCUUUUACAAGCUCAUACACCCAGAAGGAAGCCAUCAGUCCCAGAAAAACUGCAGUGAAAGUGGAAAAUAUGCCAAGUCUGACAACCCUAUUUCCAGAUAAAAUGGUAACCACAAGAAAUAAGAAUUCCCAAACAUCUGAUCUCAGGUUAGAAAGCAAAAGCCAGCCCAUCUCCCCCAGUGCUACUACAUCAGACCCACUGGAUGAUGAGAAGAGAAGAGCUAGCAGUUGUGCCUGCAGUCCUCCCUUGCCACUUCUAACUGACAAAAACUCAAACACAUAUGUAAAUAGCUGCUUGCAGGCAGACAUAUGUCCAGAACAAAACUUGACUUCCUGGACAGUGCUUGGUCAGUGUCAAAAUACCUGUCAGGCUGCUAGCUUAAAAAAUGCUAACUUGCAUAGCCAUCAGUUGCGCAAGAGUCAUGCCAAAAGUCAGCGUGAGCGUCACCUUUCUGAGAGUAUUUGUGCUCGAGAUUCUUGUGAGACCUUCACCUCGGGAAGCAAUAUUCUAACAAAAGAUGGUAUACGUGGGAGGAGAUUUAAAUCUUACUCAGAGCUGUUGUCUUGUGAUGAAAAUGAAAACUGGGCAUCGGACAAUGAAAAAUGUUACAGCACUAGGAAUUUGAUGUAUCCUUCUGUUGAAUUUGGUAUAUUUGGCAAAGAACAACAGUUGGCUUUCCUGGAAAAUAUCAAGAGGUCACUCACCGAAGGGCGGUUAUGGAGACCUUGUCUUCUUAAUAACCCUGGUACUCUCAGAGAUAGAGAGACCCCUUCUAUAAACAGGGCUGAGCUUUUGAGCUCAAGUUCUGCUGAGAGCAAAAUGUCAUCGGCUGCUUCAUCCCCCCGAGAGCCGACUGAUAUCUAUCGGGAAGACCCAGCAGCUUAUUCGGACUCAGACAGUGAUACCACUACCGAUGACGAAUACUACCUAGAUGAGAUAGAUAAGGAAUCGGAGCUAUGAAGGGCCCAUGGUACUAAGAUGGCAGGAUAGCUCAGUAGUUUCUGGGCAGGCAAAAACACAUAAAAUACUUUGAGCCAGUUCUUGUGCUGCUAUAAAUUGGUACAACUUCAUUAAUUUUAAAGUUAGUAUGUCAUGUUAGCUUGAGCAUUUGACUUUUGUCUUAACAAUGGUGAAGCCACAUACUUGUUUCUCCUAGCAGGGAAAAAGAAUGUUAAAAAAUGCCUUCCCAAAAAUAAUAGAAGGUAAACAACUGUGGAGCUUCGGGCAGUGUAACUCCAGAGAUGGCUUUCCUCUGAGUCAGCAAGCAGUGGCUUAGGCUCCUGCCAGCUACGCAGUGCUGGGAUGGAUAAAUUCUGGCUUGAGCUACUUUUUCUUACAAAACUUAACAGAAAACCUAGAGGUUACUGUGUUCAUAAAUUGCUGUUUCUCCAGUUUUCCUCAUUUACCAGAUCAAGCAUGAUAAUGCCAAUCCAUCCCACCCAACAAACACCCCACAAAACGAAACCUGUUCAGCCGUUUACAGCAUAUUGUGUAUGAAUGUUCUUUUUCUGCAUUCCUGGGAAGUGUAGCAGUAAUGUCCCUGGUGGUGUUUGUUCUGCUAUGCAGUUGAGGCGGAUUCCACACCAGGAUUUUUCUCCUCAGCAUUGCAAGAGCAGUGAGCAAUGUGAGUUGCAGAAGUGCUGCUAGUGCCUGGGAAACAGCUCAGCAAAGGGCACAGCACUGGAAAACUCACCGAAAUUCCUGAGGAUGUUAAACACAGCUGAGCAUGGAAAUCUGCUUUUCAGACAUGGGAAAUUAAUAACUGGCACAGCUUUGACUAAAAAUGAGAUGAACGGCCAGAUUUCUGCCUUUGACUUAGGGAACGGGUUAAUUUGGAUUAGCAAUCUGACACUUUAACCCAUGCAAAAUGUAAAAAGAUUUACCCUAUUUAUUUCCUAUAUAAACCUCAUAGGUUGAAUCCUAAGUUGCCCUAAUAGUGGGAAGACAACCAUAACCAAUACAACUUGUUACAUCCCUAAGUUCUCCUGCUGCCCCUGUGCUUGGCUGGGUCGCAACUGCACCGUACAGACUGGUGGGUUUGUACAUAUGAAGUAAAUAAAGAGUAAGAAAUCCUCUUUGCCUUUUGCUAAAUUACCAUCCUUUUUUGGUAUUUUUCAACCAUUCUUGCUGUCAUCAUGGUACUUUUUAUCCUUUGAAUUGAACGGCUGUAAACGUUUUCUAGUGGCUCUUCUUCAGCCACACUAAUAAUGUAGUAGUAUUACUCAGUAGCCAAAACUCGUCCCUGGCCAUUAAAUUUCUAACUAAGCUUUGAUCUCUUCUUACGCGAAAUCAGAAGUGGCUCACUGAGCCAGAAGAUAGUAUUUUUAAAUAAUGAUACAUUUACUUCUACUUUAUUUCUAAUUUCACAUAUGGUCUAAAAUGAUGAUCCAUAUUUUUAUACACUUUUUAAUUCAAUAAAAUUUCUGUAGAACAUAAUUAUAUUUUUGUAACUGGAAGGACACUAUACUGGUAUUUUAAAAUAAUAUAUUUUACACAAAACAAGCUAUGCUUGUAUUACUGACUCCUCCACAAGAAACUAAAAGAUGAAAAUACUGUAGUAGGUAACUGGAUUCCUUAUUUUUUUAUACUGUAAACUUCGUUAAAGAAGUGGGUCUGUAGUUCAAAUCUGUACCGAUAUAUAAGUAUUAUUACUUUAUACUGGGGUAAUUUGUCUUUUGUUGUACAUAGAAGGACUAGUAUAGUAUUUAUAGUCAGAAUUGAUCUCUACGACAUGCCUGUUUUGGAAGGAUAUAAACAUACCUUGACAUGUGCAAUGCUGGAAGGAAAUGGCUACUGUAUAAUUGCAAUCUUGUAAAAUGGAGUAUUCUAAGGAGAAAUUAUGUUUUUCUGUAAAUGGCUCUAUUCUAUAUGUACAGGAUGCUGUAGAGUAAGACAAUAAAACCAGUUGAGUAUCAGGAAUUUCUGCUGCUGUACAUUUCUGCAAAAUAUGUUAAUCCAAAAAUUGGGAAUAGCAGCCUACAUAAGGUAAAGAGUAAUAAAAUAAAUGUUUACAAGGGAAGUAAAUGGUCGUACAGUUUUUCUUGACUAGAAGUGUAUGGUUUAAAACAUUUUUAUUUGUAAAUAUUUUCUAUCCGUUCAAGAAGUUGGAUUAAGUUCUCUCCUUGCUGGCAUAAUUUUUUUUCAUUUGCUGUGCUAUGUGUGUACAGGAAAUUAGGUGGCUUGAUUUAAUGUAAGCAAGUAAAAACUGCUUUUGGUCAUAAAUCAGUUGUGGAAGACUGCAGCCUAAUGAGGAUCUGUAAACUAAUAUUUACACUGAAUAAUGGUAGUCUGUAAAACAGACAACUGCAUGAAAACAUAGGGAGAAAUACCCUUUGAAUAGCAAUCAAUCAGCUUCAUUCAGUUUAGCAGAGCCGGAUUUUGACAUCUUUGCUCUUCCAAGCUUUUUCUUUGGCAAAAGUAUAUUCUAUAAAUGUUCAUAAUUUA